AUGCGCUUUGACGCAGGGAAAAGCCAUGCUGCCGGGCAAUUCCGCCGUGGGCGUUUGGAUGACUUAGCGUCGAUGACGCAUCCCGGGCUGAUUCAUCAUGGGACGACGGCAUUCCCCCCCACUUUACCGUGGCGGAAGAUCCGCCGCCUAUGUCGACGACUUCCAACGAUCUCCAUGUCUCCGCGUACCAACUGCGUCAAGAUAUCGUCUUCGACCUCCACGGCUAGUGUCCAAGCCUCGUGCGCUCUAGUCGACUCCUCCACAGAAUGCCGUCCCAGUGAACUACUCGCCCAACAGGUACGCCGAAUUGACGGUUUCCACGACGCGUCCCCCACCCACAACGCCGGCGUCUGCGGUUCGCGUUCACUCGCGAUGCUCUCCUCGGCCAUCAUCUCGUCCACCAUGGCCGCGGGCACCGCCGUGGACGCGAUGGCGACCUCUGCCGCCGCCGACGCAGGCGCUUCGCAGCCCCCAGAGCAGUGGCGCAUGCUCUCCAACGACGGACACGUCUACUUCCUCCACGACCUCGACUUCGAGGCCUUCGGCGUGGCCAGGCUGGCGCACUUGCAGGCCAUCCACCCCCACAGGGCUCAACCGAGUCACACCGCUGGAGAUUCCAGUUCCACCCUGUCGAAUGCGAAGCUGCCCUUGGCACUUAGAGCGCUCCCCUUCGUAGCCGGAGUCUUUCUGAAGAAGGAGAAGUGCAUUUCCAAGAAGGUGAGACGAGAACCGCUUCGGUUUGCCGAAAGACUUCAUCUUCUUCCGCGUUCGAGCCCGUCCGCUGUGAAUCUGUGUGUUCCCCGCCUCCUCCUCCUUCACCAUUUCAACUUCGAGGUCGCGUUCUCGGGCGCCGAGGCGUCGUUGAAUGAGGAAUGUUGGUGCUGUGGCAUAACGUGCCUCGAUGUCGACAUUAGUGUGUGUGUGUUUACUGUGGAGUCGAAGUACGCGCGACCCACGUUCGCUGUCGAUUGCCGAGAACGCGCGUCUUGUACGUCGGAGGGAGUUACUGACUUGGAGGAUUUUCGUGGUGAUCUCGCGGCCGCACACAACGACGUUGAUUUGCGUAAAUUGUCGUGA
Molecule: messenger RNA, 1077 nt
Organism: Mesocestoides corti
Lineage: Eukaryota; Metazoa; Platyhelminthes; Cestoda; Cyclophyllidea; Mesocestoididae
Source: the annotation of a GenBank genome assembly